Messenger RNA from Fraxinus pennsylvanica, 336 nucleotides. NCBI's taxonomy places the organism in Eukaryota, Viridiplantae, Streptophyta, Magnoliopsida, Lamiales, Oleaceae. The record is from the annotation of a GenBank genome assembly.
AUGGAGAGAGAGAGGAAGCGGAAGAGAGUGGAGAACAAGGAGAUUAAAGAAAAAGUAGGGGUGAAGGAGAAGGCGGAGGAGAAAGACGCUGCUGCGGUGGAUCCGCCGCCCACGGAGGCAGAGGUAGAUGAGUUUUUUGCCAUUCUAAAGAGGAUGCAAGUUGCCAUCAGGUACUUUGAGAAAACUUCUGCUCAGAAUAAUUCAUCUCACAGUGGCGGACAUGCCCAGAAACUAACGGCGUCGGAGGAAGAAGUUAUCGGCGUUAAGGUUGGUGAAAAUAAAGUGGAAAAUAGCGGUUUUGAUUUAAACACUAUUCCAGCUUCCGAUCCUGUAUGA